Nelumbo nucifera (sacred lotus) is the source of this 1662-nucleotide messenger RNA. RefSeq names its product aluminum-activated malate transporter 9-like. NCBI's taxonomy places the organism in Eukaryota, Viridiplantae, Streptophyta, Magnoliopsida, Proteales, Nelumbonaceae. Gene Ontology annotation, biological process: malate transport. The record is from RefSeq and is a predicted model, not a curated record.
AUGAUAAAAUCAGGCCAAAAGGGUAGCAUCGAGAUCGACAUUCCUCCGGCAUCCAGCAAAGUGAAACAACCCGAAAUGACAAAAAAGAAAUCGGGUAACAGAGGCUGCUUCUCCGUUAGAGAAUGGAUUCGGAAUGUGUGGAACUUCGCAAAAGAAGAUAGCAAUAGAGUAACAUUCUCACUGAAGGUGGGACUUGCAGUUCUCCUUGUGUCGCUGCUAAUACUUUUCCGGGCAACUUAUCAUGUUUUCGGAGGCACCAACAUCAUCUGGGCUAUCCUCACUGUCGCCAUCAUGUUCGAAUAUACAGUUGGAGCCACGUUUAACCGAGGAUUCAACCGAGCAAUUGGAAGCUUACUUGCCGGAAUCUUUGCGAUUGCCGUUGCCGAAGUUGCUUUGUGCACCGGUCAUGUUGCUGAACCUAUAAUCAUAGGCUUCAGCAUCUUCUUUAUAGGUGCUAUUACCUCAUUCAUGAAGUUAUGGCCGUCCCUGGUCCCAUACGAAUAUGGCUUCAGGGUUACACUCUUAACCUUCUGUUUAAUAAUAAUGUCUGGUUAUCGGAUGGGAAACCCGAUCAGAACUGCCAUGGAUCGGUUAUACUCGAUUGCCAUUGGAGGGUUUGUGGCAGUUCUAGUAAACGUCUUCAUUUUCCCUAUAUGGGCAGGGGAGCAACUCCACAAGGAGCUUGUCAACAGCUUCAAUUCAGUGGCGGACUCUCUUGAAGAGUGUGUAAGAAAAUAUUUACAAGAUGAUGGGUCUGAUCGCCCAGACUUCGCAAAGAACGUCAUGGACGAAUUUUCUGACGAGCCGGCGUACCGAAAAUGCCGAGAGACAAUGGAUUCAUCGGCGAAACUCGAUAAUCUGGCAAAUUCGGCGAAAUGGGAGCCGCCCCAUGGCAGGUUCAGGCAUUUCUUCUACCCAUGGUCGGAAUAUGUGAAAGUCGGGGCCGUACUCCGAUAUUGCGCCUACGAGGUCAUGGCGCUUCAUGGUGUCCUACACUCUGAGAUUCAGGCACCCUAUAACCUUCGCAUUACCUUUCAACCGGAGAUCCAGGAGGCCAGCAGCCAAGCAGCAGAGCUAAUAAGGAGCUUGGGCAACGACAUAAGCAACAUGAAACGAAGUCUUCGAACCUCGUUACUGAAGAGGGUUCAAAGCUCGACUGAACGCCUCCAACGUGCCAUAGACAUGCAUUCCUACCUCCUCACAUCGAGCCAUGAUCUGCUUGACUACUCUUCCAAGUCAUUCCCCUGCAGAGUCGUACCGUCGAACACUUUAUCUUCUUCCGCCUCUGACUUCUCCGGCCAAUUAGCAGCAGAGCCAGCAGGUAGCAAUCGCCCCGAGCCGCCCCUGAAUCCCACGCUCCAGAAAGCACCCUCUGAGACUCUCCUUCCAGCUGCAGCUGGUCUGCAGGCUGAAUCCUAUCACGAGACAAUGAAGAAGCAGCAGAGGAGGCUUUACUCAUGGCCUUCAAGAGAGGUGGAUUCGUACGAAGAAGGUACGAACGGCGAAGACCUCCCGAGGAUGAGGGCACUAGAGAGCACCACAGCCCUGUCACUCGCUACCUUCACUUCAUUGCUUGUAGAGUUUGUGGCUAGGCUUGAUCACUUGGUUGAAGCUGUGGACGAGCUUGCCAAAAUGGCCAAGUUCAGGAAUGAAGAAUCAUAG